Messenger RNA from Gavia stellata (red-throated loon), 2606 nucleotides. It is a transcript of the gene MCOLN1, whose product is annotated as mucolipin TRP cation channel 1. NCBI's taxonomy places the organism in Eukaryota, Metazoa, Chordata, Aves, Gaviiformes, Gaviidae. The transcript is spliced from 14 exons. Bases 1 to 1677 code for a protein of 558 amino acids. Gene Ontology annotation, molecular function: NAADP-sensitive calcium-release channel activity. The record is from RefSeq and is a predicted model, not a curated record. Gene Ontology annotation, cellular component: lysosomal membrane; plasma membrane.
AUGGCGGCCCCGUCCGAAACCGAGCGGCUGCUGGGCCGCGGCCCCGCCUAUGGCACGACGGAGUCUCCGGUGGUGGCGGAGGAAGAAGAGCUGCGACGCCGCCUCAAAUACUUCUUCAUGAGCCCCUGCGAUAAGUACCGGGCCCGGGGGCGGCGACCCGUUAAGUUGGGGCUGCAACUGGCCAAGAUCCUCCUUGUCACCGUCCAGCUCAUCCUCUUCGGGCUCAGCAACCAGAUGGUGGUGACGUUCAAGGAGGAGAACACCAUCGCCUUCAAACACCUCUUCCUGAAGGACUACGUGGACGGCGCGGACGACUCCUACGCCGUCUACACGCAACGCGACCUCUACGACCGCAUGUUUUAUGCCGUGGAGAAGUACUUGGCCAUUCCCAACGAGACCAUCGGCCGUUACGCCUACGUGCGGGGGGAGAGCAGAGGGAACCAGUCGGCCCUCAUGCUUUGCCAGCAGUACUACCGUAAAGGGCGCAUCGAUCCGGCCAACGACACCUUCAACAUCGACCCCAAGAUUGUCACAGACUGCCUGGGAGUGGAUCCCGAGGACCCACAGCCUCUGCCCCCGGAGCUGGACCGCAGCUACAAGAACUUCACCCUCAAAUUUCACAAACUCAUCAACGUCACCAUCCAGUUCAAGUUGAAAGCCAUCAACAUCCAAACCAUUAUCAACAACGAGAUCCCUGACUGCUACACCUUCACCAUCACCAUCACCUUCGACAACAAAGCGCACAGCGGCCGGGUGAAAAUCCACCUCGACAACCGGGCUGACAUCAAGGAGUGCAAAGAUCCCAGCGUCUUCGGCCGAGGUGACAACUCCUUCCGGCUGUUCUUCGACGUUGUCGUCAUCCUCGUCUGCUCGCUCUCCUUCAUCCUCUGCGCUCGCUCCAUUAUCCGGGGCCUGAUGCUGCAGCACGAGUUCAGCCGGUUCUUCCAGCGCCGUUACAACCAAAGCGUGUGCUUGUCGGAUCGCAUGGAGUUCCUCAACGGCUGGUACAUCCUCCUGGUGAUCAGCGACGUCCUGACCGUGCUGGGAACCAUCAUGAAGAUCGGCAUCGAGUCCAAGAACUUCGCCAGCUACGACGUCUGCAGCAUCCUCCUGGGCACCUCCACGCUGCUGGUCUGGGUCGGGGUCAUUCGCUACCUCACCUUCUUCCAGAAGUACAACAUCCUCAUCGUCACGCUGCGGGUAGCCCUCCCCAACGUCAUCCGCUUCUGCUGCUGCGUGGCCGUCAUCUAUCUGGGCUACUGCUUCUGCGGGUGGAUCGUGCUGGGCCCGUACCACGUCAAGUUCCGAUCCCUUUCCAUGGUGUCCGAGUGCCUCUUCUCCCUCAUCAACGGGGACGACAUGUUCGUUACCUUCGCCGAGAUGCAACAGAACAGUUAUUUGGUGUGGCUCUUCAGCCAGAUCUACCUGUACACCUUCAUCAGCCUCUUCAUCUACAUGGUCCUCAGCCUCUUCAUCGCCCUCAUCACCGGUUCCUACGAGACCAUCAAGCACCAGUGCGAGGGCGAAGCGCCCGUCUCCCAGCUCCACGCCUACAUCGCCCAGUGCAAGGACAGCCCCAAAUCGGGCAAGUACCGUCGCGACAGCGCCUCGUCCUGCUCCGUCUUCUGCUGCUGCGAGCGGGCUCCUCUGCAAGACAACGCGCUGCUGGUGAAUUGAGGGGGAGGACCCCUCGGCGCGGACCCCCAGGGACAUGAGGGAGCGGUGCCCUGUGCUCCCCGCCCCCGGCCCCGAGCGCUUUUAAUUUAUUUUAUCGUCUGCUUUUAUCGGCUCGGGGCCCGGAAGGAGUGGGGAGAGACGGCGCCCGCGUCCCCUGCACGCGGGGGACGUUAGACGGACGCUUGUGGCCCUCUUUAUUUUUCUUGACGGACCUUGGCUUUGCUGCUCCUAAUCCUGAACUGGAGGAUUUGAACCUUUCGGGGGCUCAACGUAGAGCCCUGUGACCCCUCGGAUGUGUUUUGGGGGGGCAACUUGGAGCCCUGUGACCCCUCGGAUGUGUUUUGGGGGGGCAACUUGGAGCCCUGUGACCCCUCGGAUGUGUUUUGGGGGGGUAACUUGGAGCCCUGUGACCCCUCGGAUGUGUUUUUGGGGGGUAACUUUGAGCCUGGAGCCCUGCGACCCCUCGGCUGCAUCGGGGAUGUGGCCGAAACCUCAUUGUAAAGCCCCCCCAGCCCCUUGGCUGCCUUGGGGACUCGUCCCCAAGCCCCCUGGUCCCUUGGCCACGUCAGGGACUUGUCCCUGCCCUUGUCCCCAAGCUCUCCAGUCCCCUGGCAGCGUCAGGGCUCCAUCCUCAGCCCCUUGGCCACGUCGGGGACUCGUCCCUGCCCUUGUCCCCAAGCUCUGCGGUCCCCUGGCAGCGUCAUGGCUCCAUCCUCGGCCCCUUGGCCGUGUUGGGGACUCGUCCCUGUCCUUGUCCCCAAGCCCUGCGGUCCCCUGGCAGCGUCAUGGCUCCAUCCUCGGCCCCUUGGCCGUGUUGGGGACUCGUCCCUGUCCUUGUCCCCAAGCUCUGCGGUCCCCUGGCAGCGUCAUGGCUCCAUCCUCGGCCCCUUGGCCGUGUUGGGGACUCGUCCCUGUCCUUGUCCCCAAGC